UGGCUCUACUGACAGUCUGCAUUUUCGUAUGUGCACGGAGACUUGAGAUGGCCGUCCAAACUAAGGCCCUGGUCUCGGCAAGGUGGCUUGCAGAUGCCAUCAAAGCCAAUCGGAUUGGACCCAACCUGCGCGUACUGGACUCUUCUUGGUACUUGCCAAAACUUCUGCGUAAUGCUAAGAAGGAUUUCAAGCAGAGACACAUUCCUGGCGCCCUCUUUUUUGAUAUAGACCACUGCAGUGACAGAAACACUCCUCUUGAUCAUAUGCUCCCUCCUGCCCGGAGGCUCACGGAAUAUGUCGGAGAAUUGGGGAUUGGCAACAACACGCAUGUCAUAGUUUAUGAUGCCAGCGCGUAUGGAGCUUUCUCUGCACCGCGUGUCUGGUGGAUGUUCCGAGUGUUCGGCCACGACUCUGUGUCAGUCCUCGACGGUGGCCUCAAGAAGUGGUUGAGCGAGGGACAUUUCGUCACUGACGAGAAGUCGAAAGCGGAACCCACAGAGUUUCGAGCGACUCUGAAUCGGUCAUGGGUGAAAACAUAUGAGGACAUGCUGAAAAAUAUAGACACUAAAGAAUUCCAGGUGGUGGACGCUCGACCUGCAGGGAGAUUCCUCGGUGUUGACCCAGAGCCGAGAGAUAACACUGAACCUGGACAUAUUCCAGGCUCCAUCAGCAUGCCCUUCACAUCCUUCCUGGGUCCGUCUGGUGAGCUGCUGUCCCCUGACCAGCUGAAGGAGCUGUUCAGGCAGGCCGGCGUGGACCUGGGCCGGCCCAUCUGCGUGACCUGCGGCUCGGGCGUCACCGCCUGCCACGUGGCGCUGGCCGCCCACCGGUGCGGCCACCCCGGCGUCGCCGUCUACGACGGAGCCUGGUCCGAGUGGUACACCAGGGCCGCCCCCGAGAACGUGAUCUCCAAAGGCCGAGGGAAGCACCGAUGAUGAUCCGU
Molecule: messenger RNA, 943 nt
Organism: Alosa alosa (allis shad)
Lineage: Eukaryota; Metazoa; Chordata; Actinopteri; Clupeiformes; Clupeidae
Product: 3-mercaptopyruvate sulfurtransferase-like
Exons: 2
Coding region: 48-935 (295 amino acids)
Biological process (GO): transsulfuration
Cellular component (GO): mitochondrion
Molecular function (GO): thiosulfate-cyanide sulfurtransferase activity
Source: RefSeq, a predicted model, not a curated record